AUGAGUCAUGCAAUGCAUGGGCAUAAACUGGCCAGUGAGCUGGAAUCAGUACCGCUGUCUGACGGGACCAUUUCCCGGCGCAUCACCGAUAUGGCCCAGGACAUAAAGAGUCAGCUGAUUGACAGAGUGAAGAAAGGGAAAUAUGCUUUACAGUUAGACGAAUCCACGGAUGUAUCAAACUGUGCCCAGCUGCUUGUUUUCGUUAGAUAUAGUUUUGAUGGAAAACUUAACGAGGACCUGCUAUUUUGCGCCCCGCUGGAGGGAACAUGCAAAGGCGAGGACAUGUUCACAAAACUUGACAACAAACUGAAAAAAGAGGGACUGUCUUGGGAUGAAUGCAUCGGUGUGUGUACAGACGGUGCUGCAGCAAUGCUGGGGAAAAAGAAAGGACUUAAAGCAAGAGUCUUACAAGUGGCGCCCCACAUAAAAUUCAUGCACUGUAUUAUCCACAGAGAAGCUCUUGCGAGUAAAACGCUCGACCCAGAGCUGAAAAUUGUUCUUGAGACUGCAAUAAAAAUGAUCAACCACAUUAAAUCGCGUCCACUCAACACCAGGCUGUUUGCCACUCUCUGCAACGAACUGGGAUUGCAGCAUGAGGGCCUGCUGUUCCACACAGAAGUCAGAUGGCUUUCGCGGGGAAAUGUUCUCAGCCGCCUGUUUGAGCUGCGGGACGAGGUGCGUUUAUUUCUGAUGGAGCAUGGGUCCCAGCUCACUGACCACCUGACUGACCCUGACUGGUUAACAAGGCUAGCGAAUCUGUCUUGCAUUUUUGACCGACUGAAUGGACUUAACCUGUCAUUGCAAGGUGAAAACACAAGCAUCAUGUCAAUGAGUGAUAAAAUCCGCGCAUUCAAGAGAAAAGUGGAUCGCUGGACUGCACGAGUUGAAAUGGGCAGGAUUGACAUGUUUCCUGAGCUGGACGAAUUCAUGGAGGAAAAUGAUCUGAGUGUUCACAUUGUGAAGAAGUCUAUCACUACCCACCUUCAAGCCCUCCUGGAACACUUUGACAAGUAUUUCCCUGAGGAAACGGCUCCGGAACAAUAUGACUGGAUAAGAUCACCAUUCACUGUAACCACCGCAAGUCAUCUGUCAGCCUGCAUGGAGGAUGCACUGGUUGAGCUGUCAUGUGACCGCACUUUAGAGACAGAUUUCAAUUCCAAGACGCUUGCUGAGUUCUGGAUUUCAGUCGAGAGGGAACAUCCACAGCUAUCCAAGGCCGCGAUGGACAGCUAUUUCAGUGUUAUGAAGCAGUUGAUAGCCCAGACUAAGAGUGUCCGUGAUGUUGGCCAGCUAGGCAAGGCAGAGCUGUUCAUUCAGUUUGCUCCCACCGUCACCUGA
Scomber japonicus (chub mackerel) is the source of this 1338-nucleotide messenger RNA. RefSeq names its product zinc finger BED domain-containing protein 5-like. Bases 1 to 1338 code for a protein of 445 amino acids. Lineage: Eukaryota; Metazoa; Chordata; Actinopteri; Scombriformes; Scombridae. The record is from RefSeq and is a predicted model, not a curated record. The transcript has 2 exons.